CUCCCAUCGUUCCCGCCGGCCCCACUUCUCACUGCACGCGCGCGCCGAACAGCCUCGGCGUAUGGCCACAGUGACGUCGACGCCGAGCUAUUGGACAGAGCAAGCAGCAUGACCAUGACUGCGGACGGUGCCUCCUCCGCCGGCAGCUCUGUGCCCCUGAAAGUCGUCGUGUUGGGUGGUAGUCGAUUCGACAAGCACCCUCAACUCGACAACAACUCGAGGUACCUCGUCGUCUACCCGUCACUGUCAUCGGUCGCCACACACUUGCUCGCAGCGCACGCUGCUGCAGCAAGCAGACCAAGUCAGCCACCCAAGAUGCUCACCCCGCCAUACCACUUUAGCAUCGUCUCGGCUCCUCUUGGGCCCAACUCGUCCUCGAACCACAUUCUCUAUCGCGGCUCGUUCCCCGCCGCGCGAAACGCGUCGUUCCUCCGCCGCCUGGGAAUCAAGACACUCGUGUGCCUCCGCAAAAAGCCACUCAAGGACGAUGAGCCGCUUGCUGUCUGGGCCGCCAAGCGCGGCAUCGACGUCCAGUGGGUCAAGGCUGAGAAGAUGACAGAGGAGCGGCUCGGAAUGGAGCGCCAGGAGGUCAGCGACGUCCUCAAGAUCCUGCUCAACCCAUCGGCGUACCCGAUCUACAUCGCAGACGUCGAUGGGACCUCGCACACGACCCUCGUCGUCGCGGCUCUUCGCAAGCUUCAAGGCUGGCACCAGGACUGCAUCGUGAACGAGAUAUUUAGAUUCGAACCAGACCACGACGAUCUGCCCCUCGAGUCCUUCAUGUCAUCGUAUCUGUCGAUAUCAGGUUCGGGCAAGGACGACCCACAGGCGUCGCUCAGCCUGCCGCCAGCGCCAUACCCAUCAUGGCUGUGGCCGACAGCACCAGUGGUCCCUGAGAAGUCGCGGCAUACCAUUCCCUUCCGCAAUGAGCGGUCAUCGUCGAGCGGGCCGUCGAUGCGCAGCGAUCGGGACAGGGCGGCUUCGGGCGCCAGCUCGACGUCAACGGCCUCAGCGGCGACAUCGCUACCGUUCCCCAACCCUCUGACAGUUCGGCGGCAUCCAAGCAUGCGUCUCACGUUCCCCGCACAGCCGCUAUCGUCGGUGGGGGCGGCAUCCUCAACGCAGUCCCGCUCGGUUGCAUCGAGCCUGUCAAAGACGCCGCUCAGCGAGGACGCAUUGGGCCUGUCGCAGAUCUCGACGUCGGCGCCAGACGCCCCAUCACCGCCUGUAGCCCCCGGCAUAGGCGCUCGCCGGGUAUCGUUCCACGACCCCAGUGCGAGAUUCGACCCGGGCCACGACUUAACCGACUCGCCUACGGGCUUUACGGGCCAGAGUGCUGCGCGGUGGAACGGGCGGACACCCAGUGGCGGGUCGGGCGGCGUCGAGGGCGACAUUUCUGCAUUCGGCGACGACGACGAGGAUGAUGAUGACGACGAUGCGGAUCAGGAUAGCCACGGAGACGAGGAGGACGACGCCGACCUCGAGGAGGACGAGUACUCUGAGGACGAGGAGAGCGAGGAGGAGGAGGAGGACGAGGAGGAGGACGAAGACGAGCCGCCAACCUCACAGUUUAUCAGCGCGCUCGACCUCGCUGGGUUUGGGUAG
Molecule: messenger RNA, 1605 nt
Organism: Vanrija pseudolonga
Lineage: Eukaryota; Fungi; Basidiomycota; Tremellomycetes; Trichosporonales; Trichosporonaceae
Gene: OCA6
Product: Putative tyrosine-protein phosphatase OCA6
Exons: 3
Coding region: 109-1605 (498 amino acids)
Molecular function (GO): phosphatase activity
Source: RefSeq, a predicted model, not a curated record